AUGGAAGCUUCGAACAGAAAUACUGUUCGUGAGACACGAAUAGAAAACGAUUUUCAUGAUCUGAACAAUCCGUUACCAUCUAUGCAGCAAGGUCAUGCAGGAUUAUUUGGACAGGCGAGAUCAUUCGAUGUUGAAGAUACACAGCCUUCCAAAAGGAACAAUCAAGGUUUUUGUAACAAACAAUGCUUGAUUGGACUCGCUAUCGGUUUGACGAUCGGUGUGGUACUUGUUAUUGUCAUUGCAGUUCCAGUUGGUGUUGUACUAGCAUCGAAAGCGACAGGAACACAAUCGAGUACGGUGACUACUUCGACUAGUCAAAGCACAAGUCGUAUAAAACAAGUUCAGAAUUGUCUUAGUCAAGAUAUUACAAGACAACCGGUACUGAUCGAUACCGACACAGACAUUGAUGACCUAUGGGCGAUCCUCUAUCUUCUCAAUGUUCCAACUGUUGAUAUUCUCGCGAUAACAACUAGUGGAGACGGAUACAGUACACCGUUCUAUUCAACAUCGAAUAUUCUUAGCCUUCUUGGAUUAGUCAACUGCACAGACGGUGUUGGAGUUGCCACGGGAGCAAGUCUAUCAUUAUCUCCGACGGGAUGGAUUAUUGCAAGUUCAAUUCUCAAAGGUAUUGAUACCUUUCUCACAUCUCCAACUUGUCUCAAUCAGUCUACCAACAUUUUCUUACAACCAUCACCAUUUGAUGCAGUGGAACUGAUCAUAUCUACAUUGAAAUAUUCACAACGACCAGUAGAUAUUUUAUGUCUUGGUCCCAUGACGAAUAUCGCCGAAGCGAUUAGCCGGGAUCGAUCGAUCGUAUCAAAGAUAGGAACACUGUACCUUUCUGGUGGUCAAUUCAAAUCAAUAGCUGAUUAUCCAUCAUUGGUACCAAAUCCGAGUCUAGGGGUUUAUCCUUAUUCAUACAAAACCUCAGGAAGCAGUUCGAAUGUCUUCUUAGAUGUUCUUGCCGUUCAACGUGUCGACGAUAGCGGAAUCAAAAAUUUAGUCGCUAUGCCAUCAGGUGUGCAAAAGCAAUUAACUGCGAAUCUGACUCAACUUAACAACAAAAUACGAGCAUUGAAUCUUCAACUAUCACCAUUUACUUACGGAUUGAUCUCGUCAUUAGCCAAAUGUACAAAUCAGACUGAAGGAGAUAUUUUUUGGUGGGACAAUAGUGCAGCUCAAUUGAUGGUGCAAAUGCAAAAUAAUGCCACAAAUGGCUUUUGUACGAAUCUGCAAAAGGUUCAAUCAUUAUACGUUCUCUCCGCUGAUGGAAAUCACCUCUACGGUCAAGGUUUAUCAGGUUUUGAUCAAUUAAGACCAAAUACACAAGGUUUAACGAAUUAUACCAUAUGUACUCAAACCAAUUCUGAUCUGUUCCUUACCGAAUUUUUAACAACCAUCGCCUCGAACCGAUUGGAUUCUUGUGCAAAAACAUAUCAAAAUCGAUUUGACAUUAAACUACAAGCAUGUCUUAACACAUAUGGAUAUGAAUAA
Molecule: messenger RNA, 1494 nt
Organism: Adineta ricciae
Lineage: Eukaryota; Metazoa; Rotifera; Eurotatoria; Adinetida; Adinetidae
Source: the annotation of a GenBank genome assembly